AUGUCGAUGACUGUACAUAUAAUUUUAGGCUCUCAAAUAAAAACCACAUUUUUAUUUCCAUAUUUUCAGAUAUUCCCCAAUCCUCAUCGUUUCGAACCAGAAAGAUUUUUGGAUGAUCAAGGCCAAUUAAAACGUAUUGAAGAAUUUAUUCCUUUUAGUUUGGGGAAGAGAAUAUGUAUGGGAGAAUCAUUAGCCAAAACAGAAUUAUUUCUUUUUACUGCAAAUUUCUUUCGCCAUUUUCAAGUUUUACCAGUUGAUCCUCUUCAUCCACCUUCUAGUGAAAAGAUCAAAGGAUUCUCCGUAAAGCUUCAUCAUUACAAUUGUCGAAUAAUUUUGCGAAAUAGAAGGGAAUUUUGAAAAGAAAAUAUACUUUUAUCUAAAAUAUUUAAAUAAAAUAUUUACACAACAAUAAUCAUUAUAAAAUAAAAUAUGUUUAUAUAUUCAACAUUAUCACAAUUUUGGAAAAGAGUUUAUAAUAUUUUUGGCCCUACUUCAGUUUAUGAGUCCAGUCGCACUUUAUGAUAGAGAUCGAACAAACG
Meloidogyne enterolobii is the source of this 539-nucleotide messenger RNA. Lineage: Eukaryota; Metazoa; Nematoda; Chromadorea; Rhabditida; Meloidogynidae. The record is from the annotation of a GenBank genome assembly.